CUUCAUCUGGUUAGUACGCUGCGUAUGCUACUUCCACUUCUAGGACCGACUCACCCGGCAACAGAAACAUGGCUGCCUCUACUCCAGAAAGUAGAAGAGCACACCCCAAACAAAACAACUGCAAUGUAUGUAUUAAUCAGAAAGACAACGAGGAGCUCACUUCACAGUUUCGGGAAAUUAUAAAGCCCUCAAUUUCAGAACUAACCAAAGAAGUGCGGACCAAUAUCCUCUGCACCGUUGAAGGAUGUGGAAAAAUUCUCCCCAACACUCCGGCUCUGAACAUGCACCUUGUGAAGUCACACAGGGUCAAGGAUGGUAUUGUCAACCCCACCAUCAGGAAAGAUAUGAAAGGGUUACCCAAACUUUACUGUUGUCCAAUAGAUGGCUGUCCAAGAGGACCAAACAGACCAUUCUCCCAAUUUUCCCUGGUUAAACAGCACUUUAUGAAGAUGCACGCCGAGAAGAAACACAAGUGUGACAAGUGCAACAACUGCUACAGUAUAGAGUGGGACCUGAGGAGGCACGCCGAGGAUUGUGGGAAGACCUACUGCUGCACGUGCGGCUGCCCAUACGCCAGCAGGGCGGCCCUGCUCUCCCACAUCUACAGGACAGGCCACGAGCUUCCCACAGAGCACAGAUAUCCCCCUGGCAAAAAACGGAAGAUGGAGGGAUUGCUAAGCAGCGCAACAAAGCUCAGACCGAAUGGGCAGAUUUUUCAGGUUGUGAAGAAGGAAAAGGAGAUCUCUAAAGUGUGCAUUUCAACCGAUGAAGCCAGUCACCCCGAUUCUGGGUGCCAGAACCACAGUCCCACUAAAAACCCACAGAAGCCUCUCCUUCCGAAGCCAAAGGUUGCCUUGGUGAAUGUUCCUGUGAUGCAGUUUGCACACUUGCCCGUUCUACUCUCCUCGACAGAAAAUAGUGCGCUGAGGUCCGUCGUGCUAGCUGUGGCCAAUCAGUGCUCUCUUAUGAGCACCGUUCAGUUCUUGCCCCAGUCAGUGGGAACUGUAAUGCCAGUGUUGGACACAAAGACUUUGAGCUUUCAAGACCCCAUGUCCAGGAUGGGCCCAAAUCCCAUCAGUACUGGAGUGCAAGUGAAUUUGGACAAAUAUGCCUCUGCUCAUACAGAGACCAAUGAUGCGGGACUCAGGAGCAAGAGCACGUCCACCAACAUUCAGACUGACAUAUCUUACCUCACGAAGGGAUCCACGCAAGCCUCGUGCAGUGUGGGUGAAACUGCAGUUUCGUCUUGUUCCCAAACGGACAUCAGUGUUAGCGCACAGGUGCUUCUGCCUGUCAGCGUAGAAACUCAGACUUUUCCGACACAGUCCAAAAUAACGUCCUCCAUCGGUGCACAGACGGACACUUUCGGCCAGAUGUACAUCCUCUCCGACAAUGUCACUAAGGAGACACAGACUGGUGCUAGUCUGUGUAUUGCUGAAGACAGAAGACAGAUGGACCAGGCUAUAAUGUGCUCGGACCUUUUCGACAACGAUGCCUUCGGUGUUUCAACGCAAGCAGGCUUGAAGGAGAGAUCUUUUCAGACAGACACUGUUGCAGUACCUCUGGCUGGCAGUGGCUCCAGUCUCUAUGAUAAGGCUUCAGGGGCGAUUUGCUUUGGUGCCCAGACUGAAAUGCUCCAGCAGAACACUAUGGCGGACAACCAGACACAGACCAUGAUGUUGUUCAGUGAUUUAGAGAACAUCUUAUCUGAUGGCAUGGCUGGUAGCGCUAUCGACAGCCAGGGUUCACUGUCAGAUACCACUUCCAGUUGUGAUGCUGGCCUCUCGGCCGACCAAGAACAAAACACUGGGAUUGACUUUGAUUUUGAGGAGUUCUUAAAGGCCGUGCACAUCCAGACACAAACGGAAGAAAGCGAGCUCUGCACUGGCACUCCUUUGGAGUCGCUGGACAUCCAGACUCAGACUGAUUUCCUGUUGUUUGACAACCCAGCGCACAAUGACGGCAACGCGAGGACUCAUUCUAGCGAUCUUGGACUGGAGAUGUUUGACACCCAGACCCAAACCGAUCUCAAUUUCUUCCUGGACACAAGCAGUCACAUGUCCCUCGGAAGCUUCCUCAAACAGUCUAGCUUCUCCAUAAGCACAGAAUCUUCAGACACCGAGACGCAGACCGAUGUUCUCCCCACGCUUCAGUCGAAUGCUCAGGACGGCCAUAUCAAGCUUAGCAGCACAGAGACGCAAACAGUAACCAGCUCUUUUGACAGUUUGGGAAACCUGUUCCUGACCAGUAACCAGACCCAAACGGUAAUGGACGACUUUCUCAUGGCUGACCUUGCCUGGAACACCAUGGAGUCCCAUUUCAGCUCGGUGGAAACUCAGACAUGUGAGGAGCUCUUUUCUCUCUUUCAACACUCUGAGAAACCCAACAGCUGAACAACCCCUGGUGGGCGUUCUGUGGCUGUGAUUCGCUGACAAGAUGGGCUUCUGGAGUCCAGUGACGGCCACUGGUGGCAGCUGGUGUUUGAGUAACGCAUUUCACAAGGCUUCCAUUUGCAAAAUGCACUACGGCAAAAAAGAUUUUAAAAUGUAAUGUGUCAUUAUCAUUAUAUAGGUCAUUCCAGUGUUGGGCUGUCAAGGAUUGCAUUUUAAGGUGUGUUUUUUUUCAUGAUAAGACUAGAUCCACAACAUAUUGGCAAAGAUUCAUAUUUUCUCCUGUUUACAUACAUACAUUUGUUUGCACAGAAACAAGUACUCAGUAACUUGUUUUUUUAUUUUUUAUUCUAAUAUUUAAAAGCUGAUCAUUUAAAAGGUGUCUUACACGUUGAACAUUGUAAAUAUUACCGGUGAGGUCAAACCUGCAUCUGUUCUGUACAUUGGACGAGGUCAGGCAAAGUGUGCUUUAUUCCUUUGUGGCACAAAUGAGUAUAAAUGAAAUAUAUACUCAAAUGAACACAUUCAUUCAAAUUCAUAAUCAUUAGCCACCAUUAAUGGUCCCAUUUAGUGUUCAUUUAGUGUAGUAUUUGUCAAGUAGAAAUAAGCCAUUGUUACAAAACCACCCAUUUACUAAAGUAGUUCACUGUCAGUCACUUGCCAAUUCUUAUUGUCCUUACCUGGCUGUAACUGUUUAGCAGAUUAUAGUUAUCUGUGCUAAAGAAAAGUACUGUGCAGAAUUAUUUAAAAUGGCUGCUGCACUCUUGUCACUGUGAGUACAUAGUGAUUAUUUAUGCCUAUUGGAGAGUUUCUGAACACACUUUGACUUGCUAGCUAUUGUUUACAGUCUCUCAUCAGCUUUCGUACUGCAUGUUGCAGGUUUUUUCCAAGUGAUUGACGAUCGUAAAUCACUUAAUUGUCAGCAUACCUUCCGUUUUUUUGAGAGGCAUGUUCCAAAGAUUGUGUUUCCUUUUCAGUAGCUUCUUGCAUGAUGUCUGGGAUAUUGUGAACUGAUGUGUUGUCAUUUGCAUUCGGUAACGAAUGCAUCGUAUAUAGAACACCAAUCACAAUAUUUACCUCCACCACCAGUAGGUGGAGCAGGGGCUGCGUGACGGUCACCUCUGUGUGUGCGCCAGUCUGUAAAUCGGAUUACACUAGAAACAGUGACAGAUCUGUUUAGAAGAAAAUGGUAAAUUAUUGCUUUGUUUGGACAAUGAUGUGAUUAUGUUUCAGAGCUGGUAAGACCACAGUGUUGGGUUGUACCCCCUAAAUGGCACAGGGUCAUUACUGCAUCAGGGAAGACGUACAAAAGAGGCUCCCGACACACAUUGAUGUAAAACAAAUUUUUUAAAGUAUCAGUUAAAUGUAGACAGAUUUUCAGUAAAAAAUUCAGCUUUUCAAGAAAUAUUGUUUGAACGUUUUCAUUCGGAAGAGGGAAACCCCUCCAAUUUGUAAAAUUUGUUGAGUGGCUUGGGACUACAGUAUAUAUCUGCAGAGCCCUUUGAACUCAAAUUUCAAAUGUUAGCAGUGUUUUUUUUUUUUGAAGAGUGUUGUUUAACUGGGUGAUGAAAUUAAUGAAACAUGAUAUGUAAGACUCGAACGUAAGCGUAACUAAAUUCAAUGAGCUACACAAAGUUAUGGACAGUGUGCCACAUUCAGUUUACCUUUGUGUUGCACUGUUUAAACUUUAUGGACUUUCCCAUGUUGAUUGUUUUGUAGGUGCCUUAUUGGAAGUGUUAAGUUUAUUUUUAUAUAUAUUUUUUUGUUAGAAUUUGAAAAAAAAAAAAUCCACUGCUGCUUUUCUAGGAGGGUAUCCAGAAUGUUAUAUUGUUUGUACAUACAAACAGAUCUGGUUUCACAGACCCAGAUUAAGUCUAAAUCCUGGACUAAAAAGUACUUUCACCAAAAACCUUUUUUUUUUUGGUCCAGUUGUAGGCUGCAUCUGGUUCUGUGAAACUGCUACUAAGGGUUCAAAGUGGCAGAUUGACUUUCAGAAUAUAUGUUGUUGCAAGAUAUAAUAAUAUAUAGAAAUGUUCUAGUGUAUGCUUGAAUACCAUUAUAUAUAUGAGUACAUUCUCAAUUCCAAAAAUGCAAUGCAGGAAUGUGAUGUUAUUGCAUCAUUCAUUGCAUUAUGGUUUGUAUGACUGAUCAUGCUACGGAUUGUGUGCGAGUGAUCUUUACUUAACCACCAAAAGAAAUCUACACGAUUGUUUUAUUGUUUGCACAAUAGUAGUGGGAUAUCUGUUACUGCUGCAUUCACCAGUGAAUGUCUUGUUCUCAAUAUGCUACAUCAGUUUAAUUUAUUUCAGUUUUGGUUCUUGUAUUAACUGUAAAGUUAGAGAAAUGUCUUAUUGAAAAAUGUAUGUGAACUUGAACAUGAAAACAUUAUAAGCAGAUGCUUUUGUAAAUCUAGCGUUUUUCCUUGUUGUGCAUGCAGUCUGUGCCAAGAAAAUCUUUCGUUGGCUUUAAGUUUUAAGCCUCAGCCUAAGUUGUCUGACUGUUUAGUUUAGUAUGCGAUCGCCAUUAUAAACCUUGUUGUACAUUCAGUUGUCAAAGCUAUGCAGUAGAAGCUCUUAAUAAAUGCACUUCAAAGGAGAA
This is a messenger RNA of Anguilla anguilla (European eel), 4988 nucleotides long. RefSeq names its product ATM interactor-like. The coding region runs from base 69 to 2393 and encodes 774 amino acids. Gene Ontology annotation, molecular function: transcription cis-regulatory region binding; DNA-binding transcription factor activity, RNA polymerase II-specific. The record is from RefSeq and is a predicted model, not a curated record. NCBI's taxonomy places the organism in Eukaryota, Metazoa, Chordata, Actinopteri, Anguilliformes, Anguillidae. The transcript has 4 exons. Gene Ontology annotation, biological process: regulation of transcription by RNA polymerase II. Gene Ontology annotation, cellular component: nucleus.